Molecule: messenger RNA, 1371 nt
Organism: Asparagus officinalis (garden asparagus)
Lineage: Eukaryota; Viridiplantae; Streptophyta; Magnoliopsida; Asparagales; Asparagaceae
Exons: 1
Coding region: 33-1235 (400 amino acids)
Source: RefSeq, a predicted model, not a curated record
GGAGAGCAUGCGUGGAAUCUGUGAUUUGGCUCAUGCCCCUGACCAGAUUUUCUGCCGAGGCAUUCGGUGUGGUAACCGUAGUUCUGGUCUCUCUUCUCAUUCUUCUCGGUUUGUUUUGCAUCUACCGUUCUCUCUAUUUUCAGAUAAGGAUCUUAAGACGAGACUUUCUUCAACUUGUUUACUUUAAUGGCCCCUGGGUUACUCGCAUUGCCCUCGUUCUGGUUGCAAUUUGGUGGGGCAUCUGGGAGAUUCUUAGGCUAACUUUACUGAAAGAGAGAUUGAGGCUCUUCUCUAGUGCAUCAUGGCAGAAGAAUGUUUGCAAGUUCUACAUCCUUUCCAAUUUUGGAUUUGCAGAGCCGAGCAUGUUUCUCGCUCUUAUAUUCCUUCUUCAUGCCUCACUGAAGAAGAGAGACUCAGGAACUUUGAGCCAGCGAUGGAACAGAAAAGCUAUUCUGUAUGUCCUCCUUCUCUGCCUUCCUGUUCUUGGCAUGCAAAUUGCGCUAGUUUUCAUUGGUCCGAAACUAAAUGAGAAGAAGAAUGGGGGAACAAAGAUGUACAAGUACUUCAUCAAUACCUCCUCCAUUGUUAAAGACAGCCACAGAGUUUGCACUUACCCUUUGUUCAGCACUAGUCUUCUAGGUCUUUUUGAUCUUCUCCUCAUCUUGUAUGCCUUGUAUGUUGGAAGAAGGUUGCUUUCUUUGGUAAUCAACAAGCGGCUUCGAAGAAGGGUUUACUGGUUGAUAUCAUCAAUCUUUCUCUCCCUUCCAUUGAGAGUGGCACUUCUCACAUUAUCUGCUUUUUUGCAUCCGGGCAGUUGGGCGUUCGAAGCCAUUGUGUUCCUGGCAUUCUGCAUGCUAUUCUUUAGUGCAGUGGUGGGCAUCUUCAUGCUGGUCUAUUUUCCGGUGGCAGAUUCAUUGGCGUUGAGAGACCUCGGGCAAAUUGAAAUUCAAGAAAUGCCUUAUGAUGACUAUUACCAUGAUAGCGCUUCUCUAGUUGCCAACCAAAGCUAUCUUGACACUGGGAGCCUUGCCGAUACUGGAAGAAACUCCGAUGCCUCUACAAAGCGUGGCUCAAUAUCUUUUCGAACCAUGAUUAGAGAUGAGCCUUCAACAUCAGAAGGCAUUGACGAAGCCGGCUAUUAUCCUUCUGCUGUGCUCCACAUUGCCUCCUCUCCCUCCGGUUCACCAAUAUCAACCAGGCCCAUGCUUCCUCUUAGAGAAGUUCCAAGAUACUGAAUAGAAACUGGAAGUGUUUUUCUUUUAAAUUUGUGCUUUUUUUUGUCAUUAAUAUCAGUUUUGUGGUAAAGAAAAAAGUUUUAUGUAAAGUUUUUCCCCUCCUUAAGUAGACGUCAUUAGAAUAAGUUUUUGCUUA